AUGGCUAAAAAAGGCAGUACCGUGAUAACCCUGCCUCAAAUGGUGGAUUUAGCCCUUAACUCUCCAGAGAUAGGGAUAGUUAAUUUUACAGUUUUACACUCCCUAUUGCAUGUAAUAGUACAACAGCUCGAGUUAUCGGAAUGCAGCGUCGAAUUCAGAGGUAGCGACAGCGAUAGAUUGCAGAAUUACAUAUCGACGGCAAAACCUGGACCUAUUAUAACUUUAACCGAGUACACUGUCGGUCAGGAUGGCCAAGAGAAGAAAGCGAUCAGAAAAAAGCGUAAGCAAUACGAACAAAAUCGUGAUAAAAGCGUGUUAAGAAUUGUUGUAGGUAUGGCCGACGAGAAGGGACAGGCCGAUGCAGCUCAGUCGGAGAAAGAUUCCAAGUCCUUGCAGACCGUUGUGGUCGUGGAACAAAGUUCAAAGGUGGAUCAGACGGAGUCGCCGCAUUUUUCUGUGGCUGUAACGCAGGACCACUACGACCACCUCAUGGGUGAUAUAGAUGAACUAAAAGAAAAGGUGCUUGAGCUCUCGGAGUUACCUGCAAAUAUAGGCCUUGUGGAAGCCUUGAGAGCCGCUGGAAAAGACAAACCUUCACCUGUACUGGAUAUGUUUCACAUAUUAACCUUAAACAAACGCAUGGACGCUGCUGAGCAAGGCAUGGAGAAAUUAGGAACCAUUAUAGAAGAUCUAGCGAAGGAAGCUAAAGGGGAAGGACCUCUAGUGCAUGCUACAGCCACUGUAGACCCGGAGGCUCUAAAGGGCUUGGAAGAGAGAAUAACUAAUCUUGAAAACGUCAUAGGUGAUGGUAACAUUAUUAUCAACCAACCAAGUGAACCCGGUGAAGAGCAACCGGCGGAUACUGAACCUUCCCUGCUGAAACAAUCGAUCGGCAGUGGAAUAGAUCUUCUAGGCAUAAAACUCUCGGAAACUCCCAUAGCGGAGGCCAUGGACAUAAUACAGUCGGAGUUGCAAAGGCUUAGAAGGAUUUGCGGGAGCGAGUUCAUGCAAACCAUAAAAGACCUGGAGGCGUUGAAGAAUGCCAUGAAUUCCGAUGAUGCUCCCCCAGAAGUAAGGAUAACCCAGGUUGAGAUACAGUUAAACGCUGUCUUGGAGCAGAUUGCUUCACUGGAUACCAUGUACAAUAACCAGAUAGCUAUACUAAACGAAAAGGUGAUGUCUGGAGGUGAAGAUAAGGUUGACAGGAACGAACAAGCCGAGGUGGAGAUAUACAAUAAGCUAACAGCUUUGAACGAUGAGAUCCAUAAUGUUGAAGACACGGUGCAAAAACUCUGGGAGGAAAGGGAAGGUCGCCAGGCUCUCCUAGACGUAAUCGAAGAAACCCUCGACAUACUAAAACUACAAAAAUGCGACAAAGAAGACGUAGAGGAAGCUCUGGCCGACAAAGCCGACGUCUGCCUGGUCAACAGAAAAGUCUCCAACGACAUUUUCGACGAGGUUAUCGAGAAAAUAAACGAAAAAAUCGACGAUAUAUACGAGAAACUGGCCAUACAGAACGAGCUGUGGACCGCGCAAGCCACAGAGUUCGCUGAAGAGCUCAAAAACAAAACCAACAACUGGGAGCUGCAAGAGUUGAGAGCCUACAUAGACGAAAAUCUGAGCAUUCUGAGCGCUAAGAUUCAGAAGUUGGCCGAAAUGAAGGACGAUAUAGAGGCGGCUGGCGCGAAGAGUAAAUUCCUGAGGAACGUUAACUGCAUUUCGUGUGAUACCAAGGUUGUUAUGCGUAAAGAAUUCGACCCCAGCGCAUUUCCCAAGUCUAGCGGAAUGCCUAAUCCCGGGAAAAGUAUGGGGCCAUAUUUGGCCUAUGAAUUGGAUCAGAUGAGGAAGUCGCAAAAAUGUUUUGGCGAUAAGAACAAACAAAAAUUGCUUCAACAAACCAUAACCACCGGGAGGAGUGAUAAAUCUGAAGAUCAAUUUUGCAAUCGCUACUGUGGAGGUAGCCACACGACAACUACACCAAUGCAAAGAGUCACCAGAGGUGGUCAUUUCCUCGAGCAGUGGGGACCUGAAAUAUCGCCAGUGGUUGAUGAAACCAUCCGGGGAACUGACGGAAAGAUGUACAAGGGUCGCGAUGACGCCAAAUUAAAGACCCUUUUAAACCAACCCAAAGAGAAACCUGUUGAAGUCAAAAAAGAAGACUCUGGGGAGAACAAAGCUAGCACCCUAGGCAAUCUUGUAGCAAUCGCUGAAGCCGAGAGAGCUUCGGUAACGUCUGCACCUACGGAAGCACAGCGAAGCAAACAAUCUUUAGCAAGGCAAUCCAAAGGCUCUGAAAGAAAGUCAGCGGGUUCCAAACAAUCCAUCAAAGAUGCACCUGCAGAACCUGAACCUCAACUAGAUCAAGCCCCCCCUCAAGAAGUUGAGUUAACUAGCACCAUACCUGAUGAAGCUCCACCCGCUGAAGUUGAAGCACCCCCGGAAGCUGCAGCACCUGUUGAAGCCGAAGCUCCUUCAGAACCUGCAACAGAAGAAAAUGAGCAAUAA
Messenger RNA from Brassicogethes aeneus, 2505 nucleotides. The record is from the annotation of a GenBank genome assembly. Lineage: Eukaryota; Metazoa; Arthropoda; Insecta; Coleoptera; Nitidulidae.